CGCUUAUCCGUCGCACGGCGUUUCUUAAGUCACCUGAUCUGUUCGGCCUUUACAUGGGCAUUUGCGGAGUAGUCGAUGCCUAAACACCCAGCUUCUCCUCAGUGUAUAUGAACGCAACCCUAACCUCUUCAACAUCAGCAUACUUAUCCUUCAUUGAAAAAUGUCUUCACACUCCCAAGCCAAACCCACCGUUGUGGUUGUUGGCGCUGGCGUCAUAGGAUUGACCUGUGCUCUUGAGAUCGCCAAUGCCAUCGGUUCUACCACACACAUCGCCGUCGUGGCAAGCCAUUUGCCCACCAAAGACUUGGGUAACCCUCACUACACUUCUCCUUGGGCUGGCGCGCACUUCCGCCCCUUCCCAAAUAUUCCUGGAAACGACUACCUGGAGUUCGAGUGGCCGCUCACGCGUGCGACCCAGGCCCGUUUCCGCCAUCUCGCCGAGCACCACCCAGAAUCUUCUGUUAAAUUCAUGCAGGGGGUUGAAAUCAUGGAAAAUCCUUUGCCUGAGUAUACCUCUCUCGGUCGCGGCUACACCGAAGAGCUUUCGAACUUUCGUGUUUUGAAAUCCGACACUGUUUCAUAUGACUACUCCAACAAGGAGAUUGCCAUUUCCAAGGAGGUUAUCGAGAGAGCCAGACUAGUCACCCUGUAUGAUACCUGGACGCUAAACUCCCCAAAAUACCUCCAAUAUCUCUACCAGGAGUUGGUUUUGCUCGGAGUCACUUUUGUGAGACAAACCUUGCUGUCAUUAUCCGCCGCUAGGGAACUCUUCCCAUAUGUGAAACACCUCGUGAACUGCUCCGGUAACGGUUUGCUCUAUAAUGGGGGGUUUGACCCGCUUUGCUACCCGAUCCGUGGCCAGACCUUGUUAUUGAGACCUACCGAGGAAGAGUUGAAGCCAUACGUAAACCAAACUAUUACCCACCAGUCGUGCGACGGCAAGUGGACAUUUAUCAUCCCAAGACCACUCAAUGGUGGCCUCAUUCUCGGAGGUACUAAGCAGGUGGAUGACAGCACUCCGAUACCGAAGAUGGGGGACACUGCCCAGCUCUUGCAAGGUGCGCAUGAUAUCUUUCCGUUGUUGAAGGCGACGGAGGCCCAGAUCGAGCGCAUCAACGUGGGAUUUAGACCUGCAAGAAAGACGGGGUUCAGGCUUGAAACGGAGGAGGAAGACGGGGUGACCGUAAUUCACGCCUAUGGUGCAGGCGGCAUGGGCUUUGAGUUGUCCUAUGGUGUUGCCGAAGAAGUAAGGCGCGUAUUGGUAAGAGAUUUCACGGUAACCAAGGCCAAGUUCUAGAUAAGCUGGUUUUUAUAUUAGCUCUACGGAGAUUGUAAGUUUAAGAAGGUUUAUGAAUGCUGAUGAAGUUGCCAUCCCUGCAGAUUUUUGUGUAAUGGAAUGACGCGUGAGGAGAAAUAAUUUGAUGAACAUUUCCCUAAAAUAAAUUUCUACGGCACAAUAGAAGCUAGAGA
Babjeviella inositovora NRRL Y-12698 is the source of this 1470-nucleotide messenger RNA. It is a transcript of the gene DAO2, whose product is annotated as Dao2p. Lineage: Eukaryota; Fungi; Ascomycota; Pichiomycetes; Serinales. Gene Ontology annotation, molecular function: FAD binding; D-amino-acid oxidase activity. The record is from RefSeq and is a predicted model, not a curated record. The coding region runs from base 161 to 1297 and encodes 378 amino acids. The transcript has a single exon.